AGUUGAACUUCAACCUAAAUUAUUUAUAAACAGUAAACAACAAGUUAACCCUUAAUGCACAAAUGGAAACAAAUGUAUAUAAGGGAAAUGAAACUACAUUUCUGAACCAACCUUCCUACAGGGCAUUUAACAAGUCGAUUGAGCACUCCGACGACUCACUUUUUACUUUCCUAAACGAUGUCGAUUCCGAGUUGUUGAAGGACGAACAAGUCUCGCAAUCGCAGGUUUUUACAUCAUAUAUCUCCAGGUUUACAGCAAAAGAUCCACGCACUCAGCAAUUGAUAAGUUUCGCCAUCUAUGAUCACACAACGAAUCGGUUGCCAUAUGAUUUUCCCAAUCCGCAGGAGCGAUAUUCUUCGUUAACUGCCCCACAGCAGGCCGCCUGUUUACGCUUGCUCCUUGCCUGGCAGCAAAACUUGGCAGAGAGCGAGGAUGACUUUAUCGUAUGGCGUGUCACGAAUGGCAAGCGGUUAAGCGAGCAGCAAUUGGUACAAAAGCACAUCUUUGACUAUGCCAAUGCGCAGAAAGAACGAAUCUACGCGCCGAUGAAACCGCUGGUUGUGCUCUAUGGCAAAUGGUUCAUGAGGAGAAUGCAACAUCUGCUCCGGAGACUACCCAAUCGUAGCUACUCAACUCAUUCGGGUCUGCCACAGCUUUCACAAUGCAAAGCUCUCCAUGCACAGGUGGCCAGCAUGGAGGACAUCCACAUGAUCUGUCACCGGGGCCAGGUCAGACUGUGGCCAGAGGUGCGGAUACCAGAGCAGGAGCUGAGCAAUCUACGCGUCCGAUUGGAGCGCUAUGCAUAUGCAGGAUCAGCUGAUGAGCCCGCUUCCCAUCUGGUUGCAGCCGAUCUGGAGCAGCAGCUGCAACAAGCAUGCAACGAUGUGUAUGUGUUGCCCUUGGAAUCGUUGCUGUUGCUGUUGAUACCCGGCGCAUAUGCUGACUUGCCCACAGAGGUACUAGUGAGCAUUCGUGAGAUGCCAGACAGUGGACACAAAUGCAUUCAAUUCGAGGAGCCUAUGCCAGCGCGCAGCUGCGGCUGGCACACGAGUAGCCGCCUCUUGACGACUGCCUAUGCAGCCUAUGGAGCAGCUCAGUGGCUACAGCUGCCCAGUGAUGAGUACCAAAGAAAAAAGCAUACGGUCUCACAGAACUCAGAUACGUUGCACCAUCGUGAGGAUAAAGCUAUAACGGAGUAUAAACUCCUGCCAAUCGAUGAGGAAGCUCCAGUUGUGACUGAGGUGAAAACCAACUGUGCACUAGUCAGCUGGAGGCUACGAGCUGCAGAGUCAACGAAGAGUUUGUCGAUCUAUAGCAGCCUCUCAGUUGCAGCUGUACGCGAUGCUGCGGCCAAACAACUCCUUGGCUGCCACCUCAUCAAGCUGGAGAGUAAGCCCGAGUGUGGCUGCGAAAUUAUGACGAAAUACGAGAUGCUCAGCGUCUGGCUGCAGCUUCAACUUCUCCAAAGCAACGUGGGGCAUUGCUCACGCAUUUCUUUGCAAGACAUGCAGCCGCUGUUGGAACAGAAGGUAACGCUGAGUACAUUGGCACAGCAGCUCUACGAAUGCUAUAACAUGAACGUCGCGCAGCUGCUUAGUCAGCUAGCAGAGUUCCUUAAGAUGCUGUCUAGCAUAUCGCCCGGGGAAUACCUUCUACGCUAUACCAGCAAGUACAAGGAUAUGUUUUUGCUCUGUCAAACCACUGCGGACGACACAUCCAUGAGCUUCAAGCUACAUGAUCUGCUGAUGGGCACCUCCUCACCCAACAACAUCGACUUCCUCACACAGAGCAGCACCUAUUUGCCCAUUACGCCGCUGCUCUGCAGUCGACUCCACGAGCAGCUUCAGCUUCUGCCCUGUGCCUUUCCCGCCAAAGUGAAUCCCAAGAGGGGAAGGCCUCGCAAAUUUCCUAACAGGAAGCUCGAGGAACCGCGCCCGCUAAUCCAACGCGUACGCAUGAAAGAGCCAAAAAAAAAGAGAACUAAUCGCAAAAGAUGCCGCCAACGCAAAAAGGAUGCAGCCAAGUUGCAGAAGACGCUAGACAAUGAGCUGGAAAAAUUCAUGUGCCUUUAAAGAAUACUUUAACUGCAUUUAUUUCAUUUGCUGU
Messenger RNA from Drosophila arizonae, 2106 nucleotides. RefSeq names its product interactor of little elongation complex ELL subunit 2 (gene Ice2). NCBI's taxonomy places the organism in Eukaryota, Metazoa, Arthropoda, Insecta, Diptera, Drosophilidae. Gene Ontology annotation, cellular component: transcription elongation factor complex. Gene Ontology annotation, biological process: positive regulation of transcription by RNA polymerase III; snRNA transcription by RNA polymerase II; snRNA transcription by RNA polymerase III. The record is from RefSeq and is a predicted model, not a curated record.